AUGGCUGACCUGACCGAUGGAGGAGGCUCCUCUUCUUCUUCCACUCACCGAUGGAGCUAUGACGUUUUUUUGAGCUUUAGAGGUGAAGAUACCCGCAACGGUUUUACAGGUCAUUUAUAUAAGACUUUGUGUGAUAAUGACAUUUACACCUUCAUCGACAAUAAUCUUUGGAAGGGAGAAGAAAUUUUAGACGAACUUCACAAAACCAUUGAAAGGUCAAUGAUUUCAGUCAUUGUGUUCUCUGAAAACUAUGCGAAGUCCCAUUGGUGCUUGGAUGAACUUGUCAAGAUUAUGCAGUGUAGGACGAAUGGCCAAUUGGUUCUACCGCUUUUUUAUAGAGUUUAUCCAUCAGAAGUACGUAAUCAAAGGGGAAAUUUUGGGGCGGCGUUGACUAAAUUUGAAGAAAAAUUCAAAAAUAAGGUGCAAAGUUGGAGGACAGCUCUAAGAGAAGUUGCUAGUUUAAGUGGAUGGCAUUACGACAAUCGUAUCCCUGAAUUUAAAUUCAUCCAACAACUUAUUGAAACGAUAUCAGAUAUCAAAUUAAAUGGCACACGGUCAUAUGUUGCUAGAUGCCCUGUUGGAGUAAAUUCUGAGCUCUCACCAAACCAAGGCUUCUACUGCGAUAGACUCACUCCUCGAAUCUGUGAAGCUACUGUGAAAAAGAUCUUAAUGGCUAACCUGACCGAUGGAGGAGGCUCCUCUUCUUCUUCCACUCACCGAUGGAGUUAUGACAUCUUUUUGAGCUUUAGAGGUAAAGAUACCCGCUACGGUUUUACAGGCCAUUUAUAUAAGGCUUUGUGUGAUAAUGGCAUGUACACCUUCAACGACGAUGAUAUUCAGAGGGGAGAAGAAAUUUCAAAGAAGCUUCUCAAAACCAUUGAAAGGUCAAUGAUUUCGAUCGUUGUGUUCUCUGAAAACUAUGCGGAGUCCUCAUGGUGUUUGGAUGAACUUGUCAAGAUUUUACAGUGUAGGACAAAUGGCCAAUUGGUUCUACCUCUUUUUUAUAAUGUCGAUCCAUCAGAAAUACGUAAUCAAAGGGGAAAUUUUGGGGUGGCGUUGACUAAAUUUGAAGAAAAAUUCAAGAAUAAGGUGCAAAGUUGGAGGACAGCUCUAAAAGAAGCUGCUAAUUUGGCUGGAUGGCAUUACGACAAUCGUGUUUCUGAAUCUAGAUUCAUCCAAAGAGUUAUUAAAACAAUAUCAGAUAUGAAAUUAAAUGGCUCACGGUUAUAUAUUGCUAAAUUCCCUAUUGGAGUAAAUUCUCAUGCCAAGGAGAUAGAGUCACUUUUAGAGUCAAAUGAUGUUCGAAUUGUAGUGAUUCAUGGUCUUGGGGGAAUAGGAAAGACUACAAUUGCAAAAGCUGUUUAUAACAGAAUUGUUGACAGUUUUGAAGGAAGUUGCUUUCUAGAGAAUGUUAUAGAAAAUUCAAGGACAAUUGAUGGCACAAUCCAGCUACAAGAGAAAAUUCUUUCUAAGAUCUUACAGGCCAGUCAUGUGAAGGUGGAUAAUGUAUCUAGGGGAAUUAAUGUGAUAAAGGAAAGGCUUUGCAAUAAGAGAGUUCUUUUAAUUCUUGAUGACGUGGAUAAUUCAAAACAAAUAGAAGAUUUGCUUGGAGAAUGUGAUUGGUUUCUUUCAAGAAGUAGAGUCAUUAUAACAACAAGAGAUGAACACAUGCUAGCUACUCUUCAACAAGGUUGCAAAACUUACAAGGUCAAGGAAUUAGGCGCACAUGAAGCUCUUGAACUCUUUAGUCAACAUGCCUUCCAUAAAAGCAAACCCCCACAAGAUUAUUUAGAACUUGCAUACCAAGUUAUGGACUAUACCAAAGGCCUUCCACUAGCUCUAACAAUCAUAGGUUCUGAUUUGUGUGGAAGAACAAAAGAUGAAUGGAAAACUGCAAUAAAUAAAUAUGAAAAAAUUCCCAAAGCAAAUAUUCUUGAAAUACUUAAAGUAAGUUAUGAUGGAUUGGAAGAAACCGAAAAGGAAAUAAAUAUGUCAGGUAGUUACUUUAAAUUGGAGAAGCUAUUCAAGCAGGGGGUCGAAUUCAAAAAUUUGAAACUUGUCAAUCUAAGUUUUUGUGAAUCCAUUACAGAUUUAUCUAAUUUGUGCACCCCAAACUUGGAAACAUUGAACCUUUCUUCUUGUAGAAAUUUAAUCAAGGUUUUUGAUUCCAUUGGAUCUCUUCCUAAGCUGAACACAUGGAACCUUGAAUACUACGGAGAACUUCGAAAACUUCCAAGUAGUCUCAGAUUGAAAUCUCUAAAAUUUUUUACUUUAUUUAGCUGCUCAAGGCGCGCAGGAUUUCGAAAACUUCCAAGUAGUCUCAGAUUGAAAUCUCUCAAAUUUUUUACUCUAUUUAGCUACUCAAGGCUUGAGAAGUUCCCCAAUAUUCACCCAGAAACGAAAUGUUUAGAGGAUUUAAAUUUGAGUUAUAGUGGCAUUAGAGAGUUACCUUCAUCAUUGGGGUAUCUCACUAGGCUUAGAACGCUAGAGCUAGAUAAUUGUGUACAGGAUUUGUUAGAUGGAAUCAAUAAAAUGCAACUGACUCCUAUUGCAUGGACUUCCUUUGAUAACCUUUCGGAAUAUGGGCUUUUGAGUUUGGAAAGUCUACAUCUCAGCUACUGUGGUGCAAAUCUAAUUGAAUUAGAUUUCUGGAUGAAGCCCGAAUACUUCCCCGAACUGAAAAUUCUAUAUCUAAGUGGCUCCAAUAUUGUUACCAUCCUGGAAAGCAUUGCUAGCUUUACUAGUUUAGCAGAUCUUUACAUAGGCAAUUGCAUGAAGCUUCGGAAAAUUCCAAGCCUUCCCCAAUUUAUACGAAGAGUGAGUGCAAGAAACUGCUUUUCAUUGGAUCCACAAUCAUUUAGAAGAUUAUGGACACAGUUUGGAGAAAUUUUAGGGAUUUUACCAAAUAGAGUUUGUGAAGGUGAAAGAAGUGGCAUAUUAAUGGAUUCCUCCCUCUUUAAUGGGGGCAAUUAUUAUGAAAUUAAAGUACCAAGAACUGGAAUUCCAAAGUGGUUCAAAUUCGACCAUCAGAGUGAUGGAAAUUCUGUAUCAUUUAGGAUUGGUCGCGAAUUUCCAAAAGUUGUUGUCUGUAUUGCUUUUCAAUCGGUGGAGGCACAUAUAGGUGGAUCUUUUUCUGUUUACGUUUCCGUCAAUGGUUGUAAAGAAAAACUCUCAUUUCAAGAUAUUGAAGAAAUGCCUGGGCAUCUGUGGUUAUUUUCUGUAUCUACUUUGAAAUUGCUUGAUUCGAGUCCAUAUGAAGAGAAUGACAUUGAGGUUAUAUGUGAAAUUGAUGAGUCAAAUGAAAGCUCUCUUCCUUUUCAGAACACUGAAUUCAUAAAGUGGAUGGGGGUCCAUGUAGAAUGCAUAUGUUGUGGGGUUCACAACAAAAGAGGAGAUUCCAAAGGUGUAGAACUCCGACUCCAAAGAUGAAGAAGAAACUGCCAACACAUGGCAUACAUCACCAAAAACCCUACCUCUCUUGCUUUGGAUGGCUUUGAAUCCGAUUUCGACUCGAUGGCUUGGAAUCCGAUUUCGACUCUGGAAACGGAGCUCCAAACUUUGGAGAUGGAGCUCUCAUCCAACCCUUUUGACGGCUCCGACUCAUGAUGUAGGGCUUCCAAUGGAUGCCAUAAAUAGCAUACCACAAAUGGCCCAUACCUUUGUCAAUGAUGAUUUUGACAUCAAUUCUUUUGACAGCUUCGGCUCAUGAUGUAAGGGGUCAGAAAAAAUUCAAGGUAUAAUGUUGCAUUCACGUUAUCCAAGAAGAGUUCAACUACAUGCUGAAGUUUUUGAAAGGAUGGACAAUCUCAAAUUUCUUAUGGUUUGCAAUGUACAAGUUUCUAAAGAACUUAAAUAUCUCCCCAAUGGGUUAAGGUUGUUUGAAUGGCUUGAAUAUCGUUUGUCCUUCCUAUCCAAAUAUUCUCCUAAACAGCUUGUUGCAC
Messenger RNA from Quercus robur (English oak), 3941 nucleotides. Its product is annotated as disease resistance protein RPV1-like. Gene Ontology annotation, molecular function: ATP hydrolysis activity; ADP binding. NCBI's taxonomy places the organism in Eukaryota, Viridiplantae, Streptophyta, Magnoliopsida, Fagales, Fagaceae. The transcript has 8 exons. The record is from RefSeq and is a predicted model, not a curated record. The coding region runs from base 1 to 3429 and encodes 1142 amino acids. Gene Ontology annotation, biological process: defense response; signal transduction.